Molecule: messenger RNA, 1292 nt
Organism: Dreissena polymorpha
Lineage: Eukaryota; Metazoa; Mollusca; Bivalvia; Myida; Dreissenidae
Exons: 5
Coding region: 107-1027 (306 amino acids)
Source: RefSeq, a predicted model, not a curated record
UAUUCAAGUCUAUAAUUGUCUAUUUCCUUGAAAAUUGAUCACAUGAAAAGGAAACUAACAGGAUGUUUACGCAGAUAAUAUCUCGUCACAACUAUAACUAAAUGGGAUGUGCACACUAAACUCAGCUCAGUUAUUUCUUCUAGUUGUGUUAGGUUUGCAACACGUUCUCGCUGAUGUAAACUGCACCUACAUUGAUUCCCUCGGCCAACACCGGACCAAGACAUGCAAGGUUGCCUGCUGUGAUACUCCGCACCAGGACUUGUGUUGUGGACCCAAGGAUCUCGCGUGGAUUGCAAUUGCUGGUGUUUUCAGCUUCAUAUUUGUUGUUGCCGUAAUAGCCGUAAUAAUACACUGUUGCGCUGUACGACGUCGUCAUAGUUACGAUCUUAUCAAAACAGAUUAUUCCUACCCGUACGGUUCAACUGGGGAUACCAACGUGGUAGUGGUGACCCCGGCUUACCCCUGGGAUACAGAUAUGGGAAACCAACCACCAGCCGGGCGAGUUGAAGUCAAUGUAGAGCCGUAUUACCCUGACGACACCGAGCCGCAUGUGGUACAUGUGGUGCCAGAUGUUCAACCGUUCUAUCCUGCUGGACGGGUCGACCCAUACUUCAAUCCAGAUAUUCAACCGUACAACCCAAACACGGAGCCGUACAACCCAAACACGGAACCCUACAACCCAAACACGGAACCCUACAACCCAAACACGGAACCCUACAACCCAAACACGGAACCCUACAACUCACAACCAGACAUGGAACCAUAUUACCCUCAACCGGACGUGGCACCAUACACUCCUGACAUUGCGCCAUUUUCUGGUAACAACGAGCCGUACAAUGACACAGGGCCGUACAGGGGUUACUACGACCCCGCAGGUAUGGUUGGACCCCACGGAGGCGACAAUGCCCCUUAUGGCCAUGAUUCGGAACCGUAUGGUGGGCAACCAGCUGGUUACGCAGGCGACGACACUGAGCCAUACGGUGAGCAACCGGCCGGCUAUGCGGAAGAUGACAAUAGCCCUUAUUAAAAAGGAACUACUGAAUCAUACGUCCUGUUGAACUACUUUUACACCUCUACCGUGGGGUUAAAUGCGUUUGUACUAGUUUAAAAAAAGACGUUAUUUCUUUAACAUGUUUUCACGUACCCAUCCCUGUCACUAUACAAGUGUUGACUUUGAUUUGAACUACACAAACACAUAAAAUAUUUGCACGUGUGUUGUUAUCUUAAACAGUCAUUUGUACGGCUAUAACUUCGAAUGUGUUUUCGCAAUUUGACAAUAUAAGUUUAUAAUA